GGAAUUUGUUUGUAGCAGAAGGCGGAUUUAAAAUAGAAACAACCCCUCACUCAAGAAACCUCAGAGAAGCCAAAAAAAAAAGGCUUUCUUCCAAAAUCAAACGAUUUCGAUCUCUGAUCUGGGAUUUGUUACCAUGAGCGACGGAGAAGACGCUGUACGGCGCCGUAAUGCGAUUGCGGAGUACCGAAAGAAACUCCUUCAACACAAGGAGUACGAGUCCAGGGUUCGGGCAGGUAGGGAGAAUCUGAGAGCUGCUAAGAAGGAGUUUAACAAAACAGAAGACGAUUUGAAGUCUCUUCAGAGUGUUGGACAGAUCAUUGGAGAAGUUCUCAGGCCUCUUGACAAUGAACGCCUGAUUGUUAAAGCAAGCAGUGGCCCUCGCUAUGUGGUUGGUUGCCGCAGCAAAGUUGACAAGGAGAAACUGACUUCUGGAACUAGAGUGGUCCUUGACAUGACAACACUUACAAUCAUGCGGGCUCUUCCACGUGAAGUUGAUCCAGUUGUUUACAACAUGCUACAUGAAGAUCCCGGUAAUGUUAGCUAUUCCGCUGUUGGUGGUUUAUCUGAUCAAAUUCGAGAACUUAGGGAAUCAAUUGAGCUCCCUCUAAUGAACCCCGAGCUUUUCCUUAGAGUUGGGAUUAAACCUCCCAAGGGUGUCCUCCUUUAUGGACCUCCUGGUACUGGCAAGACAUUGUUAGCCAGAGCAAUAGCAAGCAAUAUUGAUGCUAACUUUUUAAAGGUCGUUUCAAGUGCAAUAAUUGACAAAUACAUUGGAGAAAGUGCGAGGCUGAUAAGAGAAAUGUUUGGAUAUGCUCGUGAUCACCAACCUUGCAUCAUCUUUAUGGAUGAGAUUGAUGCCAUCGGUGGACGCCGUUUUAGUGAAGGAACAAGCGCUGACCGUGAAAUACAGAGAACGCUGAUGGAGUUACUUAAUCAGCUUGAUGGAUUUGAUCAGCUUGGAAAGGUUAAAAUGAUCAUGGCUACAAACCGACCUGAUGUACUUGACCCUGCACUUCUUCGUCCUGGGCGGCUAGAUAGAAAAAUAGAAAUUUCAUUGCCGAAUGAACAAUCGAGAAUGGAAAUCCUCAAGAUCCAUGCUGCUGGCAUUGCUAAGCAUGGUGAAAUUGACUAUGAGGCUGUUGUUAAACUUGCUGAGGGUUUUAACGGUGCUGAUCUACGAAAUGUUUGCACGGAGGCUGGAAUGUCAGCGAUUCGUGCAGAACGUGAUUAUGUAAUCCAUGAAGAUUUCAUGAAGGCAGUAAGAAAAUUGAACGAAGCCAAGAAACUGGAAUCUAGUGCACACUACAGUACUGAUUUUGGGAAAGAGUAGAGAGCUUACUUCUUUUCCGUUUUUGGAAGCCAUGGAGUACGGGCAGUGCAUUAUAUUUUAGAUGUCUUCUAAUUUGCUCAAGUUAAAUGUUGGCCUUUAUUUAAGAAAUUCGGGAUGAUGUAUCUUUAAAUAUUACAGCUUUCACGACAAAGGGUUGCACAACAAUGUUGCCAUAAUUACAGCUUGAUAUGCUCCAGGCACUUGUUGUAUCUAUGGAGCCUAGGGAGGGCCAAAUUCAAGCUUGAUUAUGUUUUAUAAGAUUUGUUUAUCUAGUUAAAACCAAGUCUAAUUAGUUCGAAAAUACAUGAAUUCUAUUUAUUUUAUCCAGUGAAAUUUUCAUAUA
This is a messenger RNA of Gossypium raimondii (Peruvian cotton), 1673 nucleotides long. RefSeq names its product 26S proteasome regulatory subunit S10B homolog B. NCBI's taxonomy places the organism in Eukaryota, Viridiplantae, Streptophyta, Magnoliopsida, Malvales, Malvaceae. Gene Ontology annotation, cellular component: proteasome regulatory particle, base subcomplex; cytosolic proteasome complex. The transcript has 10 exons. Gene Ontology annotation, molecular function: proteasome-activating activity; ATP hydrolysis activity; ATP binding. The record is from RefSeq and is a predicted model, not a curated record. Bases 134 to 1330 code for a protein of 398 amino acids. Gene Ontology annotation, biological process: positive regulation of RNA polymerase II transcription preinitiation complex assembly.